Messenger RNA from Moesziomyces antarcticus, 1839 nucleotides. Its product is annotated as dihydroxy-acid dehydratase. Gene Ontology annotation, molecular function: dihydroxy-acid dehydratase activity. Bases 1 to 1839 code for a protein of 612 amino acids. Lineage: Eukaryota; Fungi; Basidiomycota; Ustilaginomycetes; Ustilaginales; Ustilaginaceae. Gene Ontology annotation, cellular component: mitochondrion. Gene Ontology annotation, biological process: branched-chain amino acid biosynthetic process. The record is from RefSeq and is a predicted model, not a curated record. The transcript has a single exon.
AUGCUGCGAUCCACCGCCGCUUUCAGGCCAUCGGCAGGCCCGCUCCUGCGCAAUGCCGCCCUGUCGCUCCGUCGCAACCUCUCCUCCUCGGCCGCCCUCCGAGCCGAGCGUGCCGCCCCGGGUGCUCUCAACAAGUACUCGAGGAUCAUCACCAAGCCCAAGGACCAGGGCGCCUCCCAGGCCAUGCUCUACGCCACCGAAGGCAUCGAGAACGACGAGGACCUCACCCGAGCCAUGGUCGGUAUCGGCUCCAUCUGGUACGAGGGCAACCCGUGCAACGCCCACCUGCUCGCCAUCAGCCAGCGCGUCAAAAAGUCGGUCCAGGAGGCAGGCCUCACCGGCUACCAGUUCGGCGCCGUCGGUGUCUCGGACGGCAUCUCCAUGGGAACCGACGCCAUGUCGUACUCGCUGCCCUCACGUGACCUCAUUGCCGACUCGGUCGAGUCCGCCUGCGGUGGCCACUGGCUCGACGGCGCCGUCGUCAUCCCCGGCUGUGACAAGAACAUGCCUGGCGUGCUCAUGGCGCUCGGCCGUCUCAACCGUCCCGGUAUCAUGCUGUACGGAGGCACCAUCCGUCCCGGUGGUUGUGCCAGCGUAAGCGGUACCCUCGACAUCGUCUCCGCCUUCCAGUCCUACGGCCAGUACCUCGCCAACGGCGGCACGCCCGACGCCGAGAAGAUCCGCUACGACACGGUGCGCAACGCCUGCCCCGGCCCGGGCGCCUGCGGUGGCAUGUACACCGCCAACACCAUGGCCUCGUGUGCCGAGGCGCUCGGCAUGACGCUUCCCGGCAGCUCGUCCUUCCCCGCCGAGUAUCCCGAGAAGAUCGCCGAGGCCGAGUCGAUGGGUGCCGCCAUGCGCCUCAUCCUCGAGCAGGACAUCAAGCCGCGCGACAUCAUGACGCGCGGCGCAUUCGAGGACGCCAUCGCGCUCACCAUGGUGCUCGGCGGCUCCACCAACGCCGUGCUCCACCUCAUCGCCGUCGCGCACUCGGUGGGCAUCAAGCUCGACAUUGACGAGUUCCAGCGCAUCGCCGACGCCACGCCCUUCCUCGCUAACCUCAAGCCCUCGGGCGCGUACGUCAUGGAGGACGUGCACUCCAAGCUCGGCGGCAUCCCCACCGUCAUCCAGUACUGCAUCGAGAACAAGCUGAUGAAGGGCGAGCACAUGACCGUCACCGGCCGUACGCUCGCCGAGAAUGUCGACCGCUGGACGCACGCGCGCGGCAAGCUGCCCGCUGGCCAGGACGUGCUUCGUCCUGUGGACAAGCCGCUCAAGUCUACGGGUCACAUUCGCAUUCUCAAGGGCAACCUGGCGCCCGGAGGAGCCGUGGCCAAGAUCACGGGCAAGGAGGGUCUGAGCUUCACGGGCAAGGCGCGCGUCUUCGACACCGAGGAUGCCAUGGUCGCUGCCGUCGAGCAGGGCGAGAUCAAGAAGGGCGAAAAGACGGUGAUCGUGCUGCGCUACAAGGGACCCAAGGGCGGUCCGGGCAUGCCCGAGAUGCUCAAGCCCACCAGUCUCAUCAUGGGCGCCGGUCUGGGCCAGGACGUCGCCUGCUUGACGGAUGGCAGGUUCUCUGGUGGCAGCCACGGCUUUGUGAUUGGUCAUGUGGUGCCCGAGGCGCAGGUGGGUGGACCUAUCGGUCUGGUGCACGACGGCGACGUGAUCAGCAUCGACGCAGAGACCAACACGCUCGAGCUUGUCGGCGUCUCGGAAGCCGAGCUGGAAAAGCGCCGCGCUGCCUGGAAGCCGCUGCCGCUCAAGCCCAAGUCGGGCCACCUGCUCAAGUUUGUGCGCAACGUCGCCGACGCCUCGCACGGCUGCAUCACCGAUCUGUAG